CUUUUAAUGUUUCUUUAAUCUUUUUGUUUUUUAUAUUGAAAUUCGCCAUGAAACCUGUGCUUAUUUCUUGAUCACCACCCCAGUGUUCGAACCAAGCAAGAAAAACCCAGAAAAAAGGAGAGGUUUUUAGAGAGAGAAAGACACAGAGGAAGUGAGAGACGCAAAGAUUAAGAAAAACAAACCUCAAAUGAUACAAACCCAAGAAAAGUUUGCAAUUUGAGGCAAAUGUCGAUGUUGUCGUGCCCUAAAUCCGAUAACCAUUAUCCUAUUAAUCUCCAUUGUUUCUUGAAAUCUCCUCUGCUUUUCUUCUUCAUUUCUAUAACUCUUUUCUUGAUUCACUGUUCCGCCGCCGCUGACGGCGGCGAUGGAGGUCCUAACCAAGAAGCUGUUGUGCUUUUCACUUGGGUUCAUGGUGAUAACGGUGGUGGUAACGACGGUUCUUUCUUUUCGAGUUGGACACUUUCCGGCGACACCAAAAGCCCAUGCAAAUGGGAUUACGUUAAAUGUGAUUCACAAGGUUUUGUUUCGGAAAUCAAUAUUCAGUCGAUACCAUUGCAGCUACCAUUACCGGCGAAUCUUUCUUCGUUUUCCCAUCUGAAAAGCCUUACGAUAUCCGACGCUAACAUCACCGGAACUCUCUCCGACGACAUUGGUUCCUGUCGGGAGCUUGUCGCCAUUGAUUUAAGCUCAAACAGUCUCGUGGGUCCCAUCCCGUCUUCCAUUGGCAACCUUGAAAACCUCCAGGACUUGAUUUUAAACUCCAACAAACUCACCGGAAAAAUCCCACGUGAGCUUGGGAACUGCCGGAGCCUCAAGAAUCUUCACCUGUUUGACAACCGACUCACCGGAAACAUCCCACCUGAAUUAGGUCAGUUACAUAACCUUGAAGUCAUCCGCGCCGGAGGAAACAACGACCUCGCCGGAGAAAUCCCUGAAGAAAUCGGAAAUUGCAGAAACCUCACGUUUCUCGGCCUCGCAGACACAAGAAUAUCAGGUUCUCUCCCUCACUCAUUAGGUAACCUCACCAAACUAGAAACACUUUCCAUCUACACCGCCAUGCUUUCCGGUGAGCUCCCGCCGGAGCUCGGCGACUGUUCAGAGCUUGUAAACUUGUUCUUAUACGAAAACACACUUUCCGGCUCCAUCGUUCCCGACCUCGGAAAGCUCAAAAAGCUUGAAAAACUGUUACUAUGGCAGAACAACUUAGUCGGAUCAAUCCCUGAAGAAAUCGGAAACUGUACUAAUUUAAAAAUCUUCGACGUUUCUUUAAAUUCAUUAUCCGGCGUUCUUCCAUCUUCCGUUGGUAAUCUCAUUGAGUUAGAAGAAUUCAUGAUUAGCAACAACAACAUCUCCGGUUCAAUCCCGAUUGUUAUUUCAAACGCCGUCAAUCUCCAACAAUUACAGCUGGACACCAAUCAAAUCUCCGGUCUGAUUCCUUCCGAGAUAGGAAAAUUAACAAAUCUCGAAGUGUUCUUCGCAUGGGAUAACAAUCUUGAAGGAAGCAUACCUUCAAGUUUAGGAAGUUGUACAAAUCUUCAAGCAUUAGAUUUAUCUCACAAUUCACUCACCGGAAGUAUCCCUCCAGGGUUGUUUCAACUCCAAAACCUCACCAAAUUGCUUCUAAUUUCAAACGACAUUUCCGGUUCAAUCCCGCCGGAAAUCGGGAACUCCACCGCGUUAGUCCGGUUACGAUUGGGUGAUAAUCGAAUCACCGGCGAAAUCCCGAAAGAAAUCGCCGGAUUAAAAAGCAUAAACUUUCUUGAUUUGUCCGGAAACCACCUCUCCGGGGUGGUUCCCGGUGAGCUUUCCGGUUGCACCGAGUUAGAAAUGGUGGAUCUUAGCAACAACACAUUACAAGGCUCGUUACCGGAUUCUUUAUCAUCAUUAUCAGGACUCCAAGUCCUGGAUGUUUCCAAUAACCGGUUUUCCGGUCCCAUUCCCGCUAGUUUCGGGCGGUUGGUUUCAUUAAACAAACUCAUUCUUAGUAAGAAUGAGUUUGCAGGAGCGAUCCCUCGAUCGCUCGGGCUCUGCUCAGGUCUACAAUUUCUAGACCUGAGCAGUAAUAAAUUAUCAGGCGGGAUACCGCCUGAGUUAGGAAACAUUCAAGCGCUCGAGAUCGCCUUGAAUUUAAGUUGCAAUGGGUUAACCGGGUCGAUCCCGGAUCAAAUAGCUGCGUUAAGCAAGCUUUCGAUUCUUGACAUGUCGUACAAUAAUUUGGAAGGAAAUUUGAAUCCACUUUCGCGUCUAGAUAAUCUUGUUUCGUUAAAUAUUUCGUAUAAUAAUUUUACGGGAUAUUUACCGGAUAAUAAGCUUUUUAGGCAGUUAUCGGAAGCUGAUUUAGCCGGGAAUCGAGGGUUGUGUUCUUUUGGAAAAGAAUCGUGUUUUUUAAACAAUGUUGCAGAAUCAGGAAAUGGGAAAGAUGAGUAUAAAUCAAAAAACGCAAAGAGGUUAAGACUAGCGCUAGCGUUGCUUAUUACUUUGACGAUUGCUAUGAUGAUUAUGGGAGUGGCUGCGGUUUUACGUGCAAGAAGGGGUUUCAAGGGUGAUGAUGAAUCUGAGCUUGGCGAAUCAUGGCCAUGGCAAUUCACGCCUUUUCAGAAGCUAAAUAUUUCAGUUGACCGAAUAUUGAAAUGCUUAGUGGACACUAAUGUCAUCGGGAAAGGGUGCUCUGGGGUUGUGUAUCGUGCUGAUAUGGAUAAUGGUGAUGUGAUUGCUGUGAAGAAGCUUUGGCCAUCAAUGGCGGUUGAUGGUGGUUAUGAAGAUGAGAAAGCUACAGUUCGAGAUUCGUUUUCAGCUGAAGUGAAAACAUUGGGAUCUGUGAGACACAAGAACAUUGUUAGGUUUCUGGGUUGUUGUUGGAAUAAGAAGACGAGGCUCCUUAUGUAUGAUUAUAUGCCAAACGGAAGUCUUGGGAGUCUUCUUCAUGAACGAAUGGGGAGUUCGUUGGAGUGGGAAUUGAGGUAUCAUAUCUUGUUGGGGGCUGCUGAAGGAAUUGCUUAUUUGCACCAUGAUUGUGUUCCUCCGAUUGUUCAUCGAGAUAUUAAAGCUAAUAAUAUUCUCAUCGGUCUGGAAUUUGAGCCAUAUAUUGCAGAUUUUGGUCUCGCGAAGCUCGUUGAUGAUGGUGAUUUUGCUCGUUCUUCUAAUACAAUCGCUGGUUCAUACGGAUACAUCGCUCCUGAAUACGGAUACAUGAUGAAGAUCACGGAAAAGAGCGAUGUUUAUAGCUAUGGUGUAGUGAUGCUGGAAGUUUUAACAGGGAAACAGCCGAUCGAUCCAACGAUACCAGACGGAUUACACGUCGUGGAUUGGGUGAAACAGAGAAAAGGAUGGAUCGAAGUACUUGAUCGGAGCUUAUUAUCUCGUUCGGAAUCCGAGAUUGAAGAAAUGAUGCAAGCAUUAGGCGUUGCAUUACUAUGCGUCAACUCAUUGCCGGAAGAACGACCAACGAUGAAAGAUGUUGCGGCAAUGUUGAGGGAAAUUAAGCACGAAAGAGAAGAGUAUGCAAAAGUUGACGCUCUUUUGAAGGGUUCACCGGAGAAACCUGCCACCGGAAGUAAGGCGGAAGGAGGAGUUCCGGCAACAUCAUCUUCAUCGGCUGCUGCUGUGGCUGGUGGUGGGAUGAGAAGUAACGCGAGUAGCUUCUCUGGUUCUUCGUUGCUUUACUCGUCGUCUUCUAGAGUCGCCUACAAGUGAAUAAAAGUGAUUCUUGAUUUGGGUGUGUGAUGUUUCGGAAUUUUUUAGAUAUGGUAAUUUAAUUAUAUUUGGUGUUGAGUUUAAUGGAUAUUUGAAUGGGUUUAGUUGUAAAUUAAGAGAUAUGGGACGUGUGUUGUAAGUAGAAGAAAUUUUGAGCCCAUUUUGGCUUAUGAACCUUCUUCAUAACUAGUAGAAUAAUGACCACUUUUUGGCAUUUGGAUUUUAAGUA
Lactuca saligna is the source of this 3922-nucleotide messenger RNA. The record is from the annotation of a GenBank genome assembly. Lineage: Eukaryota; Viridiplantae; Streptophyta; Magnoliopsida; Asterales; Asteraceae.